CUCAGUCCCGUGGGCCCCGUGCACCCAGUUCUCUGUGUAAGUUUGCCCUGGACACUCAGUUGGACCUCACUCCAUCUGUAAGAAUUCGGAGGGAUCAGGAAAAACUCCCCAGAACAGGAGACUUUUAGGCAAGAUCUGAAAAGAUUGGGUAGAAUCACACCGAGGAGAAAAGUCAUUCCCAGCUGAGGAAGCGUAUACCGGCCAUGCCAGGGGCCUAUGAGCAAGGAGCAGGUGGGGCUGGAGAAUGAGGUCCGGGUGGGGCUGAUCUCCGACUCACAGAGUCACCUAGGAUCUUAAGGAGAUGAUGUGGCUAGGAGCAGGUGUGCUGGGGAGGCAGAGACCAGGGAGGACAUGAGGUUCCCAGUAAUUGCUGGGAAGGCUGAAUCACUGGAAUGCUGCGUCCCUGCGAUGACACCACGUCAGAGGGAGCAGGACAGAAAGUGGUGCUGUCUCCUGGACUCUGACCUUCUCUUCUGCCAUGAGGUGGGGUUGCCGACUGCCCAGGGCCUCUUGGGCCUCUGGUCUGGGAAGAGGCCCCCGGCUUCCAGAUGAACGUGCCCCCUUUCUGGCCUACUGGAGUUGGCCUCUUAAGGAAGAAUGUUCCCUUGGGCCCUGUAGGGCCUUCAUACGCCACCACGGAAGCUCAGCGGACAGUGCUCCCCCACCAGGGAGGCAUGGGCAGCUGUUCCGGGGCGUCGCUGCGACUGAAGCCAUCGAGCGGCACCGCCGGAACCUGGCCGAGUGGUUCAUCCGGCUGCCCCGAGAGGAGCGGCAGUUCGGCCCAACUUUUGCACUAGACACGGUCCAUGUGGACCCUGUGAUCCGUGAGAGCAGCCCUGAUGCGCUGCUUCGCCCCUCCGCAGAGCUGGCUUUGGAACAUCAGCUGCCCCAGCCGGGGCCGGCCCCACUCGCCCUGUCUCAGCUCUUUGGGCCGGAUGCCUGUGGGCGCCCGGUGCAGACCGUGGUGCUUUAUGGGACAGUGGGCACAGGCAAGAGCACGCUGGUGCGCAAGAUGGUCCUGGACUGGUGCCACGGGCAGCUGCCCGCCUUUGAGCUGCUCAUCCCCUUCUCCUGUGAGGACCUGUCAUCCCUGGGACCCACCCCAGCCUCCCUGUGCCAGCUGGUGGCCCAGCGCUACACGCCUCUGAAGGAGGUUCUGCCGCUGAUGGCUGUGGCUGGGCCCCGGCUGCUGUUCGUGCUCCAUGGCUUGGAGAGGCUCAACCUGGACUUCCGGUUGUCAGGCACAGGGCUUUGCAGUGAUCCCGAGGUGCCGCAUGCAUCGGCUGCCAUCAUUGUCAACCUGCUGCGCAAAUACAUGCUGCCUGAGGCCAGCAUUCUGGUGACCACGCGGCCCUCCGCCAUCGGCCGCAUCCCCAGCAAGUACGUGGGCCGCUACGGCGAGAUCUGCGGCUUCUCGGACACCAACCUGCAGAAGCUCUACUUCCAGCUCCGCCUCAACCAGCCAGACUGUGGGCAUGGCGCCCGGGACGCGGGCAUGGUGGCCACCUCGGCCCAGCGAGAAAACCUGGUGCAGAUGCUGUCCCGGAACCUGGAGGGGCACCACCAGAUCGCCACCGCCUGCUUCCUGCCCUCCUACUGCUGGCUCGUCUGUGCCACCUUGCACUUCCUCCAUGGCCCCACACCGGCUGGCCAGACCCUCACGAGCAUCUACACCAGCUUCCUGCGCCUCAACUUCAGCGGGGAGAUGCUGGACAGCACGGACCCCUCCAAGGUGUCUCUGAUGGCCUAUGCGGCACGGACCCUGGGCAAGCUGGCCCACAAGGGGGUGACCUCUCGAAAGACCUCCUUCUCCGAGGAGGAUGUCCGGGGCUGCCUGGAGGCCGGCAUCAAGACGGAAGAAGAGGUCCAGCUGCUGCAGGUCUUCCGCCGUGAUGCCCUGCGGUUUUUCCUGGCUCCGAGCGUAGAGCCGGGGCGCCCGGGCGCCUUCGUCUUCACCGUGCCCGCCAUGCAGGAAUACUUGGCAGCUCUCUACAUCGUGCUCGGUUUGCAUAAGACGACCCUGCAGCAGGUGGGCAAGGACGUGGCCGAGCUUGUGGGUCGCGUCGGAGAGGACGUCAGCUUGGUGCUGGGCAGUGUGACCAAGCUGCUGCCCCUGCGGGUCCUCCCUCUGCUCUUCAACCUCCUCAAGGUGGUCCCGAGAGUGUUUGGCCGUAUGGUGGGUAAGAGCCGGGAGGCUGUGGCCCAGGCGAUGGUGCUGGAAAUGUUCCGGGAGGAGGACUACUACAACGACGAUGUUCUGGACCAGAUGGGCGCCAGCAUCCUGGGCAUGGAGGGCCCCCGGCGGCACCCAGAUGAGCCCUCAGAUGACGAAGUCUUCGAGCUCUUCCCCAUGUUCAUGGGGGGCCUUCUGUCUGCCCACAACCGGGCCGUGCUGGCUCAGCUUGGCUGCCCCAUCAAAAACCUGGAUGUCUUGGAGAAUGCUCAGGCCAUCAAGAAGAAGCUGGGCAGUCAGGGCCGCCAAGUGCUGCCCCCCUCGGAGCUCCUUGAUUACCUCUUCUUCCACUAUGAGUUCCAGAACCAGAGCUUCUCCGCCGAGAUGCUCCGUUCCCUGCGCCAGCUCAACCUGUCCGGCGUGCGCAUGACGCCCCUCAAGUGCACCGUGGUAGCGGCCGUGCUGGGCAGCGGAAGGCAUGCCCUGGAUGAGGUGAACUUGGCGUCCUGCCAGCUGGACCCCGCGGGGCUGCGCACACUCCGGCCUGUCCUGCUGCGUGCCCGGAAGCUGGGCUUGCAGCUCAACAGCCUGGGCCCCGAGGCCUGCAGGGACAUCCGAGACCUGCUGCUGCAUGACCAGUGUCAGAUUACCACCCUGCGGCUGUCCAACAACCCGCUGACGGCCACAGGUGUGGCCUUGCUGGCUGAGGGACUGGUGGGAAACACCUCGCUGACACACCUGUCCCUGCUGCACACCGGUUUGGGGGACGAGGGCCUGGAGCUGCUGGCGGCCCAGCUGAGCCACAACAAGCAGCUGCAGGAGCUGAACGUGGCCUACAAUGGUGCCAGUGACGCUGCGGCCCUGGCUCUGGCCCAUGCUGCCAAGGAGCACCCUUCCCUGGAGUUGCUGCACCUCUACUUCAAUGAGCUGAGCUCGGAAGGCCGCCAGGUGCUGCGGGACUUAGGGAGCACGGCUGAAGGUGGUGCCCGGGUUGUGGCAUCACUGACCGAGGGGACAGCAGUGUCUGAGUACUGGUCGGUGAUCCUCGGGGAUGUCCAGCGGAACUUCAACAGCUGGGACCGGGCCCGGGUCCGGCGCCACCUGGAACUCCUGCUGCUGGACCUGGAAGACAGCCGGGGUGCCACCCUUAAUCCCUGGCGCAAGGCCCAGAUGCUUCGCGUGGAGGGCGAGGUCAAGGCUCUCCUGGAGCAGCUGGGCAGCCCUGGAGACUGAGACAGUGGCUGCAGCCACCUGCUUAUGUGACCACUGGCCCUCAAAACCUUUUCUUCUGGUGGCCUCCUGACUUGCACUGCUUCUUCUAGAAUGAGCUUUGGAGGACUGGCGGCAGAAUAAUAGGCACAGCUGUGCCAGUUGCCCUCAUAGGGCAUUCCCACCAGUGUCCCCAACCCUGCAAAUAUCAGGGUCCACACUGGGGCACCCAGUGCUUGUAGAGGGAGCACACCUCCUCUCCCAUCGACUGGAAGGACUGAAGCACUUGACAGGGUGGUGGCCAAAGACUCCGAGAGUAUUGUGCCCAACUUUGCCUCUCCCAGGGCCCCUCUCGUCAUGCCACCAAGGUGACAUAGGUCUUAUGUCCCUCGUGCCAAGGGUGCUGCAAUCAGAGGAUGCUUUAGCGGCUGAAACACCCCACUGCCAGACCCAGCCUAAGGCCCCUUUCCUCUCACGUGGGUGCUGUCUCCUCCCCCGGGAUCCCCUUCCCUACGACGGUGUCCUGCCUGGCUGCCAUUAAAAAGCCAUACGCUGUAGCUUCUUCCAUA
Molecule: messenger RNA, 3951 nt
Organism: Echinops telfairi (small Madagascar hedgehog)
Lineage: Eukaryota; Metazoa; Chordata; Mammalia; Afrosoricida; Tenrecidae
Gene: NLRX1
Product: NLR family member X1
Exons: 10
Coding region: 479-3406 (975 amino acids)
Biological process (GO): negative regulation of canonical NF-kappaB signal transduction
Cellular component (GO): mitochondrion
Molecular function (GO): protein binding
Source: RefSeq, a predicted model, not a curated record